AUGUAUCACCAUUAUACACACUUAAAUGAUGAAGAAUUUCGAGACUUGGCGCCUCGGCUCUAUCGGCCUGAGAAUAAAAGCGGAACAUUAAUUAAAAAUGCGUCAAAAGUUGAAGCAAAAGCAAAAGCACUUAUAUGCAAUAUUAUUGUAUUAAAGGACUUACCACUUGAAAGCCUCACAACAUCACACUUACAUACUUUGCCAAUAGUUAGCAGUCUGUUUCUGAUAAUGAAAAUAAUUAAACAAACACGACUGCGAACUGACUUCAACAUUAUUAUGUUGAAUAAUGUGAUGUUGAUCAGAGAUGGGAAUCUUUGUUUGAGUUCGCAAAAAUAA
This is a messenger RNA of Clunio marinus, 336 nucleotides long. The record is from the annotation of a GenBank genome assembly. NCBI's taxonomy places the organism in Eukaryota, Metazoa, Arthropoda, Insecta, Diptera, Chironomidae.